This is a messenger RNA of Varroa destructor (honeybee mite), 3406 nucleotides long. RefSeq lists its product as uncharacterized. Lineage: Eukaryota; Metazoa; Arthropoda; Arachnida; Mesostigmata; Varroidae. The record is from RefSeq and is a predicted model, not a curated record.
UAAUUUGACGAAUAAAUGGCGAAUGAACUAGGAUAAUGAAUAUGCACAUCUUGUGUUCCUACUAAACAUUAUAUCAGGCAAUUGCCCCCCUUUCAGGGUAGGAUAAAGAAUAAUCACGCCCACUAAGCGUUCCCAAGUUAAGUAGGCAAACAUGUUCCCACUGCACCACCUCAGAGGACCCUAAAUUCAACCUAGCCGCAUAGUUGCUAUUAGCCAUUUCAUUCUCUCCAUUCAUUCGCGUUAUUUGAUCACGUAGCUGGCUACCAUUUGGCAUCAGUUCAAAUGUGUCGCUAGGUGCAUUUAAAUUUGGCGCGCCCUUGCUCUCGUUGGCCGACCCCUUUCUUUGGCGUCGCCAUGUUGGCUGUUUUUGCCGCCGCCGCCGCUGUCGUCGAUGAUAGUGCGACGAUCGUGGUACGCUGGCCAGCGCCAGCCAGUGCUGAUCGUUCGGUUUGUAUUGGAGCCUCUUUGCCUGUGCUGUGGUUUAUAUCAGUGUGUGCUGCGCCGCUGCUGCCACCACCGCCGCUACUGCUGCUGUGGCUGUUGCCGCCGCCGCUCUUGUAGUCCGUAGAACCCAACCAUCGAGUAGAGUCUAAUGACAGAUUAUACCGACGGACUCUGUGGUGUCGUCUUAGAGUGUCUCGGAGAGUACGGUCUUACUGGAAACCACUCCUUGGCUGCAUAAGAUUACAUUUUAGGCCUAGCUCACACCUUCAAGUAGUUUUUUUUAUCUAGACAAACAGGAUGGCCAAAAGUAAGGGUCAGCAAGGCAAUCAACAAGCUUCUCAGCUUGGCCAGAAGAAGAGUGGUUCGUCGUCAGGGAGCUCUCAGGGUGCUCGCCGACAAAGCGGGCCCAAAUCUUCCAAAGGAUGCUGUGGCUGUUUAUUCAGUCUAUUCCUCAAGCUUAUGACGUUGACGGCUGUUGCUGGAAUUCUCUACGUUGCCGUGUUUACCGCUUAUUCGUAUCAUAUGAAGCAGAGGAUGCCUACGUUGGAUGAAUUAAAAGAUUUCACUCGAGAGGCGUACUAUGUAGGCCAUAAAAAGGCAUUAAUAUACUACAGUAUAGCAGAGAAGCACACUAGCGUAUACUACGCCUACUUUGAAAAGCAUCAUCUACCCAUUAUUCAGCAGUAUUCCAAGGAAUAUACAAAACUGGCUUCAGAGAAAUUUGCCGACUUUAGGGUUGUUGUCAAUAAAUAUUUUGUCGCCGGUAAGAAACAGUUUUUGGAAUACUAUAAGUUGGCAUUGAAAAUGAUCGAGGACUACCAAUCUGGGGGCAAAUCGGAACCCAUUAUUGGUUCAGUGCCUCCAAGCAAACUGACAGCUACACCCGCUGCUCAAAGGCACGCCGCUCCGCCCACUCCUAAGGCUGCCCCUGCCACCGCCACGGCAGCAACCACGACGCCGAAACCCACCCAGGCCCCCCUAACGAGAACGCCUACGACGUCGACACCACCCACCAAGCCCAGAGAGGCUCCCAAACCUACUCCGGCUUCAGUCAAAAAAGCGUCGAGCAGCAGCGAGAAGAAAUCUGAACUUUAAGCGCGUUCCACAGCGCCUGCGGUUUUUUCUCCCCUCCACCAUCCUCCUGUCCAGCCACGUUUAUUAUCAUUCCUACUGUUAGCGGCCUAUGAAUCGAGUGCGUGUUGGGCGCGCCUAGAUCACAACUUUUUUGCUGUCUUUUUUGGACAAAACGGAUUAACACCUCUCUGUAAUUAUAAUCUAAUUAUCCAUACCAGUUCUGCAGCGUGCAAAACAGCAGCUGGAAAUGAGAACUGUUUAAACGAAAUGAUCAUGUAAUUUUUCAUAAUUAUAUAACGGUGAUCAUGCUAAUGAUGAAAUUAUGAAAUGUUAAGUUUACAUAGAUGAUUGCAGGAGAAAAAGGAAGAUAGGAAAAACAGUCUAAGAGUAAACAUUGAGCGGAGGAAAAACCCAAAAAUAAUUGAGAAUAUAGUGACAGGAAUAAUGGCUCAAUAUACGAAUGGCUCGAGCGAAUGUAACCACAUACGACGAUCGAAAUGAUGGGUCGUGUAAUUUUAAAUCAGUGUACGAUACGAUAAUUCUAGCCGCCGACGGCUAGAAAGUGGGUGGAUUAGAAGCAAUUAAAGGUGACAUCGCUCCACUGUACUCUUAAUUAUGUUAAUGAAUUAUGCAGCAAAGAUAAUACCUAGAAGGACUCGAUGAUUGGCAAAGCUCGUAACUACGCGAACUAAGAGCUGAAGUUUAGAGAAUAUGGAAGUAAGCGGUGGCAAUAUAUUAGAAUUCGAUCUGUUUUCAGCAGUAUUUCGUAGUCCAUAACCGAGUUAGAGAAAUCCAGAAACAAACCAGCUUACUAUACAAACAAAUUCCAAAACUUGGGCCUCUCGGUAUCACGACGUACUUUGCACGUUUAUAUCCAGAGAAAACGAAACUAGUCCCAGAAUUCGCUGAAUCAUUUAUUUCGAAUUAGGCGCAGAAGAUAUUGUCAGGCUUCGUUAAGAUAUGCGAGGACCGUGAGCGUCACACUCAUAUAGAGCUACUACCGCGGAAAGGACUAAGUGAGACAUGUAAACAAACAAUGUGGCCCGACCAGAUUGUUUUGAUUGGACUGAUAAAACGCAGGAAAAACAACAUACCGUUAUUGUAUUUCACACAGCACAAUCCUACGCGAUUGUAUAUUUGCAAAGGCUGUUUUUUUAGUAGUAUCACAAUUCGCCGUUUACACGAAUUUAAAUUAGGCGAUGCAAGCCAAAAGUCUAACUUCUAAUUUGAAAUUGUCACAGUGACAUGUUUGACUUAGCCGAAGGCUGCCAUCGUCAACUAAAGGCGUAUGCUGGCAAAAGUGGCUGACAGUACUUUUAUUCCAUACUCGUCACGAGGCCUGCUGUAACCGAUGUUUACGUUCUAAGUCGACAUUAGGCUAAUAGUUAGGUAGUUAACAGGUUUGUAUGUUGGUGUGCAGUUUUGUUGGUAAGAAUGAAUUCAUGCAGGUAGUGUAAUUUGCCUGAGGGUGAGCCCACUACUGCAAUCAUUGUACUCGAUUUUUUUAAACUUAAGAUACCGUAGUCAUAUAAUUAGAACAAUUGCAAUACCGGGUUAUUACUGUUCAACUAUUGUUAUGGGUGACAUACGUAAAUUGAAAUUUAUCAAUUUACACGGAAUUAUCUUCGUAGUGUGGUGUUUGGUUCGAUGUUGCUUACAGAUAAAUACAUGGAUUAUAAUACGGCACGUAAAAACGAGGAAAUCUCGAAAAAGCAAUGCUGAAAUGAUGCACCUAUUACAUACAGAAGAAAAAAAUACGGGAAGAUUGAAACAGAAAACAUCAAGAUGAAAAUGAGGGAAACAUGAUGGCUGAAAUUGCGCAUUUGUAAAUACACCGAGAAUGUGUAAAUAGCCAUUUAAAUAAAAAUACAAAGAGGAUAUAACAUCA